Exophiala spinifera is the source of this 984-nucleotide messenger RNA. RefSeq lists its product as uncharacterized. The transcript has a single exon. The record is from RefSeq and is a predicted model, not a curated record. NCBI's taxonomy places the organism in Eukaryota, Fungi, Ascomycota, Eurotiomycetes, Chaetothyriales, Herpotrichiellaceae. Bases 1 to 984 code for a protein of 327 amino acids. Gene Ontology annotation, molecular function: oxidoreductase activity.
AUGCGAGUCACCGUCCAAAAAGCCGAGGAUAUAGCUACGAGCGCCUUGGCGAAAUUGGGAUAUUCUCCAAAGGAUACAGAAACUAUAUCUCACCAUCUCAUCGACAGUGAGCUUCGGGGCUAUGGCAUCGCAGGGCUGGCUCGAAUACUCAGUAUCGCCGACAGGCUCGCCGGGGAGCAGCCACGGUCGGCCAUCGAGGUAACCACACAAUCGCCAACGUCAGCUCAACUGGACGGCCAUGACACCCUCGGAUACCUGGUAGCUCACAAGGCGACGCAGCUCGCAAUCGAAAAGGCCAAAGCCUCUGGGGUGUCGGCGGUAGGAGCCAAUGGUACUUACUACACCGGCAUGCUAUCGUACUACGCUGAAAUGGCCGCUGCCGAAGACCUAGUCACUGUCAUCGCGUCCAAUUGUACUCCAUGGGUGGCGCCAGAAGGCACGUUCAAACCUCUCGUUGGCACAAACCCCUUCUGCAUCGGCGUGCCCACAGAUGGAGUGCCGAUCAUUUAUGAUAUUGGGACGUCGAAAAUCAUCCACGCUCAAGCAAUGCUGGCGAGGCGGAAAGGAGAACAGCUCCCUACAGACACGGCUUAUGAUGAGGACGGCGAGAUGACGACCGACCCGGACAAGGCUUUGAAGGGCGCAUUGAAAGUCUGGGGUGGAGCGAAGGGCAGUGGGCUAGCCAUUGCUGUCCAACUCCUGGGAAUACUAGCGGGCUCCCCGGCCUUACCUCCUGACUUGCAGGAUUUUGGCUAUUUUAUCAUGGUCAUCGACCCCGCGAGAUUCAGGCCGAUGGGGGAUUUCAAGAGGGAAGUGGGCAAGCUUAUCGAGGCGUUCCAUUCUGCUCCAUCGAUUUCGGGAGCCGCGCUGAGGAUGCCUUUCGAGCGGUCGAACCGGCGAAGAGCCGAGGUCAAAGCAGGUGGCGUUUUGGAGGUUGACGAUGUGGUUGUAGAGCGAUUGGAAAAGUUGAUUCAAGGCGAGUAA